Messenger RNA from Plasmodium cynomolgi strain B, 837 nucleotides. RefSeq lists its product as hypothetical. The transcript has a single exon. The record is from RefSeq and is a predicted model, not a curated record. Lineage: Eukaryota; Apicomplexa; Aconoidasida; Haemosporida; Plasmodiidae. Bases 1 to 837 code for a protein of 278 amino acids.
AUGAUAUCCCCACGCGCGCUGCUCCUCGCGGUGCUCUGCCUGUACCUUCACAACUGGGCCGCUCACGCAAUGAACCUGAAGCUUCUAAUGGAUGGAAAAACAUACACCAUGCUAUACGAAUCCAAGAAGGUGAAGUUUUCAGAUCUAGACAUCCUCAACAUAAUGUUCCAUUCGAACCAAGUGAAGCACUGCGGCAACUCGGUCAUUUGUUAUCUUCUCAAAAUAUCAUCCACAGAUAUUGAAAAUAUGAAUUACGUGGUUCGCCAUAUCGACAUUUCAUAUAACCGCCCCCUCAAGUACGAAAAUGUUUAUAAAAUCAUCGGGGGCGUGACUAGCUAUGGUGUCACCUCCAUGAAGAUCACUUUGUAUGGGGUUGGAUCGACUAUGAAAGUGCAGGAGGAAACGAAAGGCGAAGGUGGUGAGGGGAGCGGCGAAGGAAGCAGCGAAGGGAGCAGCGGAGGGAGCAGCGAAGGGAGCAGCGACGGAGCAAGCGACGGAAGCGAUGAGGAAGAUAACCUGAUAACGAUGCUAAAGAUGAAUUUAUUACACGAUAAUACGAAGAAAAGAAAACUAUUGAGGAAGGAGAAAAGCAUCGACAAGUUGCUAAACCAAUUGGGGGAUGAACACGAAAACAUCACUGAAGCGAUUAACAUGAAAAACCCGUUGCUGCAAGAAAUUGCUUCCAAAAAAAAUUGCAUAAACUACUUCUCCGUUGUGUACACUUUGGUGAAAGUAGACAAUAAGGGAGAAAAAUGUGUCAUCGAUGAUGCCUUUAAAAAUAAUCACAUGCCGAUGGAUGAGGAUCAGCUCAACGAAGCUGUUAAAGUAUUUUGUUAG